ACAGUCAAGCCUGGAAGCCCCACCUUUUGUGUUUCCCGCACCGUCAAUCAAAAUAGAAAAAAAUCGACUCGAAUCAGCGAUCGCAGCCCGCCUUUGAUUAAAAUAAUCAUGUUAGGGGUUUAAAUAAAACGAAAAGCUCCUGAUUUAAACCUUUUAUGCAAUGACUGGUACGUAACAUUUAAACUGAUUCAAACACAGCAUCGCCGCUCCAGAAAAGCCAGUGAAACAAGAGGAAAUGGCUGCCUUAGACGUGGACAGCAGUCAGAACGAGUAUCUGCAUCACGGCAGCGGCGGAGGAAACCAGGACACUCAGCCGUCACCGCUCGCUCUGCUGGCAGCUACCUGCAGCAAGAUCGGGUCGCCAUCGCCAGAGGAGGAUAGCAUUGCUGCCGCUGGCGUGCUUUCCGAUCUGGCAUCUGUACAGUUAACAGGGACGUCAAAUAGAUGGGAAGUCUUGACUCCUAAUGCAACAAUAAAAGAGGAACCUGGCUUAGUACCGAUUCCAAACGCAGGGAUAGUAACAUCAAAUGGACAGUAUGUUCUGCAAAACCAACAGAUCUUUGUGACUUCAGGAACAGAUGCUUCUGGCGAUGCAUUGCCUAAUAUACAUUACCAAGUGAUUCCACACAUUCACACCGCAGAUGGGCAACAGGUACAGUUGGGCUUCUCUACGUCUGGUGUAGAAAAUGCAUCUUUGAGUCAGGAUGCUACAGGGCACUUUCAGAUACUGCCCGAUUGUAAUACAACUUCUGCUGGAACGUCAUCCGCCAGCAUCCUGACAAACAGUCAGAACCUCAUGACACAAGCUGGCCAAGUUCAGCAUUCAGACGGCUCUGUACAGAUUCAAGGUGUUUCUGUAGGUGGUUCUACCUAUAACAGCCAAGGUCAAGUUGUUACUAAUGUGCCUGUCGGAUUGCCUGGAAAUAUUACCUUUGUACCCAUCAACAGCGUUGACCUGGAUUCCCUCGGACUCUCAGGGGCUGCACAGACUAUUGCUACCGGUGUGACCGCUGACGGUCAGCUGAUCAACUUGCCCAUGGUGCCACAAGCCAUGGAUACCUCGGAUAAUUCUGAAAACACUGGUGAGCAAAUGUCACACACGCUACCUGUUCACGAGUCCAACACUAAUCAAGACAUGUACGUGCCAACAACGUCCUCCUCGCAGCUGCAUACAACAAUAGACGGUACAGGUGUACUGCAGCAAACGUCAAGUACUUCAAUCUCCACCAACGACCAGGCAGAUGCUUCACAACUUCAGGGAAACUACAUUCAGACAACUCAUCACGACCAGACCCAGAUGCAAAAUAUUCAGGUCUCCUCUGCACAGUCCAUUAUACAGCUUCAGCAGGCCCAGCCACAGACUACCAGUGAAGUCCAGAUAGUCCAGGGCAUCCCACAGCAGCAAAUGCAGGGUGUUCAGACCGCAGGUCAAACCAUUUCUCAGCAGGCUCUGCAGAAUUUACAGCUGCUCAAUCCAGGGACAACUUUUUUGAUACAGGCACAGAUGCUGACCCCUUCUGGGCAGAUCCAAUGGCAGACUUUCCAGGUGCAGGGUGUGCAGAACGUGCAGAAUAUCCAGAUCCAAAACCCCUCCAGCCAGCAGAUCACACUGGCCCCUGUGCAGACGCUCUCUCUUGGGCAAGGUGGAACCCUUGGAUCCACUCCAGUCAGCAUAAGCACAGGCCAGAUUCCAAAUUUGCAGACUGUCACAGUGAAUUCUAUAACAUCCUCUGGAAUUCAGUUUCAACAGACUGAAGACACAAGCAGCCCUGCAGAUAUUCAAAUAAAAGAAGAACCGGACACUGAGGAAUGGCAGCUGAGCAGCGACUCGACCCUCAACACCAGUGACCUGUCCCAUUUGAGGGUGCAGAUGGUGGAUGAGGAAGUGGACCAACAGAGUCAGGAAGGGAAGAGGCUGCGGAGAGUGGCCUGCACCUGCCCCAACUGCAAGGAGGCUGGAGGAAGGGGGUCUAACCUGGGAAAGAAGAAGCAGCACAUCUGUCACAUUCCUGGCUGUGGGAAGGUUUACGGAAAGACGUCGCACCUGAGGGCCCAUCUGCGCUGGCACUCCGGCGAGCGGCCCUUUGUUUGUACUUGGAUGUUUUGUGGCAAAAGAUUCACUCGCAGUGACGAGCUACAGAGACACAGAAGAACGCACACAGGUGAGAAGAAGUUUGUCUGCCCGGAGUGUUCCAAACGUUUUAUGCGAAGCGACCAUCUUGCCAAGCAUAUUAAAACCCAUCAAAACAAAAAGGGCAUUAACUCCAGCAGUACAGUCAUGGCAACGGUGGAAGCAACAACGUCCUCUGAUAACAUUAUUACAGCAGGGGGAACUACCCUCAUCCUUACCAACAUUCAGCAGGGCUCGCUGCAGGCAAUUGGGACUGUGAAUUCCACAAACACCAGCCCACAAGAGAUUCUUUCCAAUUCAGAAAUACCUUUACAGCUUGUCACAGUGGCUGCCAGUGAGGUGAUGGAGUAAUACGAAUUCCAAUAAUAACUUGUCUAUUGGUCGUGUUUUUUUUAUUAUUAUUUUAUUUUUAUAUAUAUAUAUAUAUAUAUAUAUAUAUAUAUAUAUAUAUAUAUAUAUAUAUAUAUAUAUAUAUAUACUUAAAAGAAAGAAUGAUCAGUUAAUGUUCCUUAGCAGUCUUUAUACCGAUGGGCAAAAAAAAAAUGAUGUUAAUGUGGUUACAAUACACACUGAAAUGCCUUAUUUUGUAUCAUAUUGUGUAGUAUACAAUGGUGGAGUUGCAUGUGGUUUUAGCUACUGUUCAUGUGUAAUAGUUCUGAAAAAUGUAUUUGUAAUAUGACAAGAAAAAAAAAAUACUGAAAUGGGAGUCUGACCAGCUUAAAAAAAAAAUGAAAUAGGGAAAUUGUAGGUGUGCAUAUUUUGCAAAUGAAAGGUUGGAUAAAGUACGAUGAGGGUAGGGAUGAGUCCUUCAGAAGUUCAGAUUCAUCUAAACCAAGCAUUCAUGGAAAUGAUCAGCCUCAAAUCGUGGUGGUCCAGGUUGUACUGGGAUGUGUGAGCAGUCCAGAUGUGUCAUGUCUACAUUAAGCUGCUUUUUUGCACAUCCUAAGUUUUCCUGCAAUUUUCUUUUUUUGAUUAUGUUCUGUAAUUGACACACGCUUGUCUGAAUUUGCUUAGAAUUGGGAGUUUUGCCACCUGUUAAUUGGAACUUAAGGUAGUUUGCAAAAGGAAACAAUCAUGUAAUUAAAACUUUUUUGUAUUUUUUUCUGUUGAUCUGACGUUUAAUAUACAUUACUUGCAGCAAAAGCUAUUUAUAGUAGGCUUUACUUAGUAAACUGGUUUUGUUGUAUCAAAAACUUGUUAUUUUAAUUACUUUUUAAAUAUGUACAAUAUUAAGUGUGUUACUUUUGUAAAACUUCAUUUUCCAAUGGAACUCAAUUAAAGUCUGAAUCCUUUAUAAAAA
Molecule: messenger RNA, 3431 nt
Organism: Acipenser ruthenus (sterlet)
Lineage: Eukaryota; Metazoa; Chordata; Actinopteri; Acipenseriformes; Acipenseridae
Gene: sp3a
Product: sp3a transcription factor
Exons: 7
Coding region: 236-2482 (748 amino acids)
Biological process (GO): regulation of transcription by RNA polymerase II
Molecular function (GO): DNA-binding transcription factor activity, RNA polymerase II-specific; RNA polymerase II cis-regulatory region sequence-specific DNA binding
Source: RefSeq, a predicted model, not a curated record